Molecule: messenger RNA, 720 nt
Organism: Micromonas pusilla CCMP1545
Lineage: Eukaryota; Viridiplantae; Chlorophyta; Mamiellophyceae; Mamiellales; Mamiellaceae
Exons: 4
Coding region: 1-720 (239 amino acids)
Cellular component (GO): proteasome core complex
Molecular function (GO): threonine-type endopeptidase activity
Source: RefSeq, a predicted model, not a curated record
AUGGACUACGGCGUGCCCCCCGAGCUCGGCGUCGACCCGAGCGCGAGCGGCGGCAUCUCCACCGGGACGACGAUCAUGGCGUGCGUGUACGACGGCGGCGUCGUCCUCGGCGCGGACUCGCGGACGUCCACGGGCGUGUACGUCGCGAACCGCGCGUCGGACAAGAUCUCGAGCGUGACGGACAACGUCUGGAUGUGCCGCUCCGGCUCGGCUGCGGACACGCAAAACGUCUGCGCGUACGUCAAGAACCUCGUGGACCAACACAACAUGGAGCGCAGCGACGCGGACCCCGGGAUGGCGGACGUGAAGCUCGUCGCCAACCUCACGAUGCAGAUCGCGUACAAAAACAAAGACAAACUCAGCGCGGGGAUGAUCAUCGGCGGGUGGGAUUCGAAGCGCGGGCCGCAGGUGUACGGGAUCCCCCUCGGCGGGUCGCUGCUUCCGUGCCCGUUUACGAUCGGCGGAUCGGGCGGCGCGUACAUUUACGGGUGGUGCGACGACACGUGGAAGGAGGGGAUGUCGAGGGAGGAGGCGGAGGCGUGGGUGACGCGCGCCAUCUCUCUCGCGAUCACGAUGGACUCGUCGUCCGGCGGCGUGAUUCGGUUGGUCACGAUCGACGACAAGGGGUGCAACAAGCAGAUGCUGGAGCCGUACAAGCACCUGAUGACGUACGGCGAGUUGCCGGUGAAGAGGGUCGGCGUCGACGCGAUGGCGGCGUGA